Messenger RNA from Nicotiana tabacum (common tobacco), 1287 nucleotides. RefSeq names its product NAC transcription factor 56-like. NCBI's taxonomy places the organism in Eukaryota, Viridiplantae, Streptophyta, Magnoliopsida, Solanales, Solanaceae. Gene Ontology annotation, biological process: regulation of DNA-templated transcription. Gene Ontology annotation, molecular function: DNA binding. The record is from RefSeq and is a predicted model, not a curated record.
UUCAUGAUUUCUCUAUGUAACAUUCAAAUUGUCCCAAAACUUACAAAAUUUUGUGUAGAUAUUGUAUAAAAAAAAUGGAGAGCACCGGUUUGAUGUCCGGUUCGAACCACCUUCAACUUCCACCGGGGUUUCGGUUCCACCCGACCGACGAGGAGCUCGUGGUUCAUUACCUCGAGAAAAAGGUAGCUUCCGCUCCUUUGUCGGUCACAAUCAUAGCUGAGGUUCAUCUUUACAAAUUCGAUCCAUGGGAAUUACCAAGUAAGGCAAAUUUUGGGGAGCAAGAAUGGUAUUUUUUUAGUCCGAGAGAUAGAAAGUAUCCGAACGGGGCGAGGCCUAAUCGGGCGGCAACUUCAGGUUAUUGGAAGGCUACUGGAACAGACAAGCCAAUAUUUACAAGCAAUGGUACUAAAAAGAUUGGUGUGAAAAAGACACUUAUUUUCUACCGGGGAAAGCCUCUUAAAGGAAUGAAAUCCAAUUGGGUCAUGCAUGAAUAUCGCCUUGUUGAUAAUAAUUCUUCUCUAACCAAGAAAUGCUCUUUACGGCUUGAUGAUUGGGUAUUGUGUCGGAUUUACAAGAAAAACAGUUCAAGUACAAUAAUGGAAAUGGACAAGGAGGAUUCUAUUGAGGACACAACAGGUUCAACUUCGAUAUUGCCAGCUUCAUCAAUGAAUUAUUUCGACCAAAAUCCAAGUAUAGGAGCUUUAAGAGUAGGUUCUAAUUUUGAUGAGCUUUUUGAAAAUGACAUGAAAAUGGCCAAAAAUGAAUAUGAAAAUGGCAAUGAUACGCCAUUAAUGGAGGGAAAUUCGAGUUCAUUUCUUACAAUGCUCAAUCAAAUUUCACCCAGAAGUUCACAGCUCAAUUCUUGGUUUUCUGGCUACAGAUAGAGUUAUUUUUUACCAAUACAUUAAUUUUAUUGAGAAGUUUAUUUCAAUGGUUGAAUUUUAGGAUAUUGGUUUUAAGGUUUUUUGGAAGGAAUAUACUUGCGAGAGAAUGAAAUUAUAUACUGCAAAAUAAUUUACUCUUCCUGUCGCAAUUUAAUUUUUCUUGGGACGAGGGUCUAUCUAAAAUAGUCUUUCUACCCUAUAAAGAUAGGGAUAAUGUUUGCGUACACCUCACACUCUUUAGUUUAUGGGAUCAUAUUGAGUAUGUUGUUAUCUUUGUUGUUGUCGCAGUUUAAUUAUUUAUUCUCGAAUUUUAGUUAUAUGAACUUAAUUAACAUCACAUGGCCUAGAGCUAAAUUCUGUUUUAGUUUUGGACUUUGUUAGUUUCAAGGUUUAGAUACUUGUC